AUGCCGCUUUUGCUCGGGCUCGACGGCCCAGGAUUCCAUAGCCAGGGCGAGAAUGAGCCUAGAAUCGAGGUCUAUACACCAGAAUCUGCCGCCAACGACUAUGCUGAGUCUGCAACCCCUUCAAGCUCGUCUCACUCCUAUGACUCGGGGGGCCGCUCCGUGGCACUGAGCGGCGCGGAGCUCGUAGAUGCAAUGAAAUCAUACGACGCGUGGAAUAAAAAUUGGCCUUCCUUGACAGACGAUCCUGACGAGCAUGACUGGCCGCAAAACCAAAUCAACCCUAUUCUCACGGAUUGCAUAAUUAGACUGGACUGGGAUGUUCUCGAGGAUCCAUCUCAUGCCGAAAUCCGCGCCGGAUUACCGCCUUGCUUUCGUGACCAACGUUAUUCACCAGCCCUGACGCCAUUUGUGAUGCAACUAUACAUUAUAGUCAACAUCGAGGCCAUUCCAAACGAACUUCCAUCAUAUCCUAUCAUUACCGUUACUGCAGACGGAGACGCAAUCACAUGCUGGGACGUCCUGCUCGCGAUUCAGAAUUAUGUCGCCACAGUAGUCCCUCAAUCCGUAUUCGAAAGCUUCGGUGAGGCCCAAAAAAAGCAAAUUCAAGCAAACUUCAAGUAUAAUAGGAGCCCUGCGCGACGCUGGACCUUCCGGACACUCGGUAGUAGACUCCAAAUCGGGGAUUUAUUGGGAGAUCAAACCAAAUUCAAAUGCAUUUACGAAGAUCAAGCUCUCGCUGAGCGUAUACUUGCUCAAACGGCACCUGAGAUCCACGCAGCGGGGUCGGAUCUCACUAGGGAUGGAUUAAUCAAGGUCCUAAUCCUUGAUCUGCAAAUUCGAGAGCAUUUGAAGUCUCCUCCUAUGGUGCAUUCCCGGCUGGAUGUUGAUCGCGGCCGCGAAGCCAAGGAUAUCGUGUUUGGAUUGACACCCCGUCCGUUCAAACCUAUACCAAUCAUCGACCAGGUAUACACAUUGGAGCAGCUUAUGAGGCUUCGACCGGCUUUGGAUCUUACUGGGAAGGUCUCUUUGUUUGACCCUACAAAAACGGGCAAACCCGGCGGAUAUGCAAUGGCAUAUCGCGGUGAAUACUUGGGAAAAACGGUUGCUAUCAAGGUCCUGAGAUUCCCGAGGAGUCGGAAUAAGCACAAGCCAUAUGAAUAUGAGCGAUUACUCGAAAGGAAGCGAACUGCUCGCGAGAUCAACGUAUGGGCAGCAUUAUCUCAUCCGCACAUUCUGCAUUUCCACGGAUUUACGACCGAACAUGGUGACUUCCCUUCUAUGGUAUCACCAUGGUGUGAUCAUGGAAGUGCAUUAGACUAUAUGAGAUGCGAGGAAGUAUCGCGAGAGGAACGCUUCCAACUGACCCAACAAGUUGCAUGUGGCCUCCACUACCUACAUGAUCUCAAGAUCGUCCAUGGUGAUCUCAACCCAAGGAACGUACUAAUAGACAGUCAGCGCAGUGCGCUCCUCGCCGAUUUCGGUCUUGUGCGCCUUGAAGCAUACGGGAUUGAGUCCAGCAGCCCUUACUCCGGUACCCUAAGGUACACAGCACCAGAGUUGGUCGUGACGCCGAUCAACCGGCUCCCAAAGGCGACCAAGGAAGGUGACAUCUGGGCGUUUGGAUGCGUUGCGCUGGAGUUCCUCGAGCAAAUUGAACCAUACCGGAAUAUUCCACAAGGGCUGUUGAAGGAGACAGUUAUCGGUGGUCGGAAACCAGCAGCACAAGGCGAUGGUUUCCUUGUUGCCGCCGGCGCCGACUCAUCACUAUGGACCCUCCUCAAUGCUUGCUGGAGUCUCGACCCUCGUGAGCGGCCGUCCAUAAUGGAGAUUAGGAAUUACCUCGACGCCGUUGCGGGAAAUCUGGGGUUCCCAAAGCUCAGUUGGAAGGACGAGCCCCCGGUGUCACUAACGACGUGGUUGCACCACGGCCGGCGCCAAAUGUGGGGUGACCAAACAACGCAACGCUGCCUCCGAGCGAGGAGCAUGCAAUCUGGUCAAGGCCGACUACGAGACCAAUUUGAGACGUAUUCGACAAGGAUUCGAUGGAGUACCUGGAGAAGUCAUGCUUUGGCCGAGUUGUUGGUUGAGCGGGCCAGGACCAUUGCGUUUGGGCCUCUGGAGAGUCCUCAAAAAGCAUCUCAAACGUCUUCUGUCAAUGAUACGACGAAGGCACGACUAAUCAUCGGUAUGCUGAAUCAAACGACCCAAGAGCUAUGUGCAAUCACGUCAGAAAUACCUCAGACCACAGAGGAAGUCAGAAAGAUCAUGGAUAAAGAAUCAAGAAUACUCAAAGGUGCUCAUGAUCGGCUUCGCUCGAUGGUCAAGAUAGAUUCAACUGAAGACGACACUAUGUACCUCAGAAAAGUGGAGUCUGGUGAUGACAAGAGAUCCAGGCGACAACUCCAACGGGUAACUGAGAUCUUUGCGACCUCCCAAUGGAUAGACGACAUAAAUAUCUUCAUCCCUACGAAAUUAGGGGACAUUGAAGACAUUAGAUCCGGAAUCGCUGACCGACCGCCGAGUCCAUCCGGAUCUCUUGAAGAAUAUACUCUGGAAGACCUCAUAAGACUUCGACCGGCUCUGGAUCUCUCCGGCAAAGUCAAAGCGGGUUGUCUGACCGAAACCCCACGACAUGGCGGCUUUGCGACUGUUGCUAUCAAGGUCCUGAGAUUUCGGAGGAGUCGGAAUAAACGCAAGCCAUACGAUUAUGAGCGACCACUAGAACGGAAGCGGACUGCUCGCGAAAUCAAAGUAUGGGCGGCAUUAUCUCAUCGACAUAUUCUCCCUUUUUAUGGAUUUACAACUGAAUAUGGCGAUUUCCCUUCUAUGUGGUGUCCAAAUGACAGCGCGUACGAAUAUCUAAGAAACAAAGAGAUGACAUUGGAAGAACGUUUCCUAUUGACGCAGCAAGUGGCUUCUGGCGUUCAGUAUCUACAUGACCUCAAAAUAGUUCAUGGGGAUCUCAAAUCGAAGAAUGUCCUGAUCGACGGCGAGGGCAACGCCCUCCUUGCCGACUUUGGUCUUGUACAUUUGGACGAAUGGUAUGGAGUGCCUGGAAUGACCACGACUUCUGCAUACAGAGGCACACCAAGGUUCACAGCUCCGGAAUUGCUCAUGACCAAGGACAAUCCGGACCCAAAGGCUACCAAAGAGGGCGACGUUUGGGCCUUUGGGUGCGUAGCACUGGAGUUCGUGGAGGAAAUUGAGCCAUAUGAAGACGCUCCACUGAACCAGAUGGAAUUUCAAGCCGCGGUUCUUCGUGGACAGAAACCAGCAAAGCAAGGCGAGGGUAAUCAUGAACCCGCUGAUACCAAUUCGUUGUUCUGGAAUCUCCUCAAUGCAUGCUGGGAGCUCGACCCCCACAGACGGCCCCUCAUAGCGGAAAUUAGGAACUACCUAGAAGCUAUUGCGGAGAAAUAUGGAUUCUCAAAGCUGAUUACGACGGACGAAAGGAUGGAAGGAGUUUCCUCUUUCUGA
Molecule: messenger RNA, 3477 nt
Organism: Serendipita indica DSM 11827
Lineage: Eukaryota; Fungi; Basidiomycota; Agaricomycetes; Sebacinales; Serendipitaceae
Source: the annotation of a GenBank genome assembly